UGAUAUGGGAGAUUUGUUGGCCGGGGAUGGAGCGACGCUGCAGGACACAGACAGAAGACGCGAAGCCUAUUGUCUCUAUUCUCAGCGUUUCGCUUCCGCCCUUUCUUCUCUGUGUGAGGCCCGCGGCGGCGCGCUGCAAUGACGUCAUGUCUGGGAGGCAGUCCGCGCGGCCGAGUGACGAGCAUUAGUCCGAGGGAGGGGGCGCGGUCACGUGACGGGCGCCCGCUACUGCUACUGCCGCCGCUGCUGCUGCUUUGUGAGGCGCAUUGUGCUGCAGAUUUUCUAUUUUGUACAUACAUUGUUUUGUAUAUACUGUAUAUGAUGACUUCGGUGGGAAAUGAACGAACCCGGGUCACUCGGGAGAAGCCACCGAUUUCAACCCCACAGACACAAACCCAGAAACAGGUACAAGUACAGGCAACAGCUGAGCAGAUUCGCCUUGCACAGAUGAUUUAUGACAAAAAUGAUGCAGAUUUUGAGGACAAAGUGAAACAGCUUAUGGAAGUCACAGGAAAGAACCAGGACGAAUGCAUAGUGGCACUUCAUGACUGUAACGGAGAUGUUAACAGAGCUAUAAACAUUCUGCUGGAAGGCAAUUCAGAUACAACAUCUUGGGAGACCGUUGGGGGGAAAAAGAAAAGCAUUGGCAAAGAGAGCUCUGAAAACAAAGAAAACAGAGAAAGGAGAAGCGACAGAGAAAUGAGCCGUGGCCGUGGCAGCUCCAGUAGGCGAGGGCGGGGAGGAAGCCGUGGUAGAGAGUUUAGAUCAGAAGAAAAUGGCGUAGACAUUGGCCCUGGUGACAGACCUUCUGACCGUGGCAGACGAGGUCGUGGCAGAGGAUUUGGAGGCAGGGGCAGAGGAAGGGGAUCAGGAAGAUUUUCCGCACAAGGCAUGGGAACAUUUAACCCCGCUGAUUACACAGAAUCUGCUGCUAAUGAUGGGAAAACAGAAGUUUGGGAAACUGGCCAGAACGAUGGAUAUGAUGGAACCGAGAUUUCAAGCAGUCCAUUCGUGCCUCCUGUGAAAGGUGCCUGGCGCAAUUCCCUAGAGGAGUGGACAACGGAAGACUGGAAUGAAGAUCUCUCUGAAACAAAGGUUUUCACUGCAUCUUCAGUUCCCACAGAAAAUCACAUCACCCCAGGUCAAAGUACCGACUUGGUUGCCCUUCUUCAGAAGCAGCCGUCCAGCACAGAAACAGAUACUGUUACAUUUGAAGCCUCUCAGCAGAAGAACUUCGGUCAGGCCUUGGUUUUCACAAACUCUCAGCACAGCUCUCAGAUCACCUCUGUUGCCACCACCUCCAAUGCCGUUAAUAGUUACUCUCCGCAAAGCCUUUCAUCUGUCCUUGGUUCUGGGUUUGGUGAGCUUGGUUCUUCAAAACUGGCAAACUCUCCUGGGUCGCAGAUACUUGAACAGCUGAAAAGUCCUGGCUUGGGACAGUUCACAAAUUCAAACUCCCAACAAAGCAGCACUAGUACAGCAGUGACUUCUUCCUGGGAUAUUAAGCCCACCGGCCCACAGUCCUCCGUCCUAGGUCAAUUCGAUUUCAAGACCCAACCUGAACCUUCCCCAGUAUUGAGUCAACUUUCCCAACGUCCACAGCAUCAGCCACCUCCAGGUCUAGAAUCCUUCUCUCCCCAGGUCAAGCUCAGAGAGACCUCCCCUGUGGAUAUCUCCAAUGCAGUUGGUAAAAUGCUGCAACUUCCCAACCUGUCCUUAGAUCCUCUGACAAUCUCCACGCAACAAACGCAGCAGCAAAAACAGCUCAAACCUCAGAAACGGCGGAUACCUCCAACCUCAAAGGUGGGCAUCCAGAAAAUUCCUGCAUCCGCCGUGGAGAUGCCAGGAUCGGCCGAUGUCUCCGGGUUAAAUGUGCAAUUUGGAGCCCUGGAAUUUGGAUCAGAACCAUCAUUGACAGAGUUUGGAUCAAAUUCAAGUCCAGAUCAUACAAGUCAAAAAUCUAACCACUUGUAUUCAACAACAAUAGGUGACUCCCUGAGUGCCUCUCUGCCAAUAUCCAGUGGAGUGCAGGAGCCAAGUUACACCCCAACUGUCAUCGCCACUUCCAACCUCAGCAGCUCCUCGCAGAGCACCAGUCCUGUGACCACAACAUCCUCUUCCUCCUCUUCCUAUGAGCAGACGUCUGUGCAUAGCCGGAUAGCAUACCAAAGCUCCGUGCCUCCUGCAGAGGUGCUGCCUGUCGCUGUGAGUUUAGUUACUAAUGGACAUAAUGGAAUUCGUGCACAAACAGCUCUGAGCACUACACCUUCAGUCCAGCCUGUGAAGCCUGAAAUUUCUCCUCCAAGCCUCUCGUCUGUAGGGUCCCUGCCCAAUACAGUUCCCACCACCUCCUCUCUCCUUCCAUCUACGUCCCAGCAUGCAUCUGUGACUCUCUCGAGCCUCCCACAGCCAAGUGACCUCUCAAGCACCCCUCUCUCACAGCUCAACAGCACUUUGUCUGGGCACCAGAAUAGCCUUCCUGCAGCCUCAGUGUUGUCAUCUUCAGCCUCCCACUUGACUAAUUCAGUGUGUAAUUUGCAGCACACAAGUGUUGAGAACACGGUGCAGCCCACCACAACCUUCUCCACUGCUUCAACGUCUGCUACCAGCACCACCUCCUCCGGGAUCAGCAUUGCAAGUACCAUGAACUCUAGCAACACCCUGGGACUCGGUGCACCCAGUGUCAGCAUGCCCGCAGCAACAACACGGACUGCACCCCUCGUUACAUCAGGAAAAGCUCCACCAAACCUUCCUCAAGGCGUGCCCCCUCUAUUACAUAACCAGUACAUUGUAGGACCUGGAGGGCUACUACCUGCGUACCCACAGAUCUACGGGUAUGACGAUCUCCAGAUGCUACAGUCCAGGCUGCCUAUGGAUUACUAUGGAAUUACAUUCCCAGCCCCAGCUACUCUUACAGGCAGAGACGGUGGCCUUGCAAGCAACCCAUACUCAGGUGAUGUAGCAAAGUUUGGACGUGGUGAUUCUGCGUCACCAGCACCAGCCACAACAUUGGCUCAACCUCAGCAGAACCAAACUCAGACCCACCAUACAGCUCAGCAGCCUUUCUUAAACCCAACUCUGCCCCCAGGUUACAGCUACACAGGCCUGCCCUAUUAUGCUGGUGUUCCUGGGGUACCCAGUGCGUUCCAGUACGGGCCUACCAUGUUUGUACCUCCAGCAUCAGCCAAACAGCAUGGGGUCAAUCUUAACACAGCCUCCACUCCCUUCCAACAGGCUGGGGGCUACGGGCAGCAUGGCUACGGUGCAGGUUAUGAUGAUCUGACACAAGGAACAGCGGCUGGAGAUUACAGUAAAGGAGGCUAUGGUGGCUCAUCUCAAGCACAAAGCAAGUCAGCCGGAGCUGGACCUGGGAAAGGGGUGUCUGUGAGUUCCAGUAACAUGGGAGUGCCUGAUAUCAGUGGCUCUGUCUACAAUAAAACUCAGACUUUUGACAAACAGGGAUUCCAUACAGCUACGCCACCUCCCUUCAGCUUGCCUUCAGCACUGGCAUCUACUGGGCCCCUAAAUCCAGGAGCCGCUGCCGGAUACGCUCCAGCCCCUUUCCUCCAUAUUCUGCCGGCUCAUCAGCAGCCUCACUCUCAGCUGCUGCACCACCACCUUCAGCAGGACGGACAGGGUGUCUCUGCACAGCGCAACCAGCCCAACCCCAUGCAGCAGAAGUCUCAGGCCAACAAGACGGCCUACGCCAGUUCCCCGUACUGGACAAAUUAACCCCUUCAUGUGAACCAUGCAGCUAAAGGAAGAGUCCGCUAGAGCCCAUUCCUGGACACCACCAUUUGUUUGAAAUAAAACACAACUGUGAUGAGCCAAAACGUCUGUGCGGGGGGGGAGGAGCCAGCGAGCGCCUCGCUAGUGUGGAAUUGGCCCGCUUUCUUUUUGGUUUGCUGUUGUAUGUAAUAUAUUUAUGUAUGUAUUUGUAAAUGUAAUAGAGCCUAAAUGUGGUUUCUCUGCAUUUUGCAGCCUUUUUUUCUUUGUAGGGGGCAUUUGAAGUAACAUCCGCAUCCGUGCAAAUAUAUAUAUAUAUAAAAUAUUUUUGUUUUAAGCUCCUUGGUUUAUAAGGAAAGUGCCAUUUUAAAAGAAAAUAAAUACAAAAACAAGCUCAAGCCCCACUUAUUUAAAAUGUUCCUGUUUGGAAUCAAAGGAUCAAUCAUGUUUGGCCUUUAUUUUGCUUUUCCUUUUGUUUUUUUGUUUUUCCCUCCCAUUAGCCAUCGAGAAGAGAUUAAUUUGGAACCGAAUGUUUAUAUGAAAGAAAUAUGGUGGUCCCCUUGCCAUUCUGUCAGCCUCACUCUCAUAUCCAUCACAUUUCUUUUUUUAUUUUAAAUAAAAACAAAGUAACUUCUGCA
This is a messenger RNA of Xenopus laevis (African clawed frog), 4364 nucleotides long. It is a transcript of the gene ubap2.S, whose product is annotated as ubiquitin associated protein 2 S homeolog. The record is from RefSeq and is a predicted model, not a curated record. Gene Ontology annotation, cellular component: chromosome; cytoplasm; nucleus. Lineage: Eukaryota; Metazoa; Chordata; Amphibia; Anura; Pipidae. The transcript is spliced from 28 exons. The coding region runs from base 139 to 3732 and encodes 1197 amino acids.